AUGAGCUCCGCAAUCUGGUACUUCGGGUACGGCUCCAACAUGAAGUCAUCAGUCAUGACCAGUCGUGGGAUUCACCCGCUGGACACCAGAAUUGCAAGAAUCUCCCAUUUUGUUCUCACCUUUGAUGUUUUCGGCUUGCCAUACAGCGAGCCGUCCAUGGCGAGCAUCGCGCCCUAUGUCAAAACAGAUGCGAACUCACAGAUACCAGAGGUCUGCGGAGUGGCUUAUCUCCUCUCAACUGCAGAUUUCAAGCGUUUGGUUGCUUYUGAGGGAGGUGGCGUUGCCUACGACGAGAUCGAAAUUGAAGCCGAAUGCUGGCAUGCGGGAUCCAGGGAGCAAAUUGAGCACAUUCGAUUACGCACGCUUGUGGCCAAAUUUCCUCGGAGACCCAAUCCCUGCCCAAGCAAAAGAUACCUAACGUUGUUGAGAGAAGGCGCACAAGAAAAUGGGCUUCCGGAGACAUAUGUCUUUUAUCUGAAUCAGCUCAGUUUCUUUGAGCCAGCCAAGGGAGCCUGGUAUAGAUUGGGAUCUUCCAUCUUCUUGUGGUUCGGGCGAAAGACUGUCCGUCAGCUCGCGAAGAGCGUCAAGGGCUCUUUGAACGAUAAAGGCCAAUGCUCGCCGUAUUGGUCAAAGGUGAUUGUGGUUGUAUAUACCACAAUGUGGUCGUGGCAUCGAUGGAUACACGCACCACUUUUUGGCCGUGGUGAUGGAGGUGGGAUUGAAUAUCGUGGGAUCAGACUCCUUUGA
Messenger RNA from Ramularia collo-cygni, 747 nucleotides. RefSeq names its product related to gliotoxin biosynthesis protein GliK. The record is from RefSeq and is a predicted model, not a curated record. Lineage: Eukaryota; Fungi; Ascomycota; Dothideomycetes; Mycosphaerellales; Mycosphaerellaceae. The transcript has 2 exons. Bases 1 to 747 code for a protein of 248 amino acids. Gene Ontology annotation, molecular function: gamma-glutamylcyclotransferase activity.